AUACGGUAUAUUUCUGAGCUCACACCGACACAAAACUUUAGAACGCAAAAGCUGAACGCGACCGCGCAUUUAUAAAAAAAUACGAAAGAGCUUAUAACCUACUAGAAAAUGGCUGAUGAACAACCCAAUCUCGUGGCUGGACACCCACCUGCUUUGAAGGCUGGUGGCAUGCGCAUUGUCCAGCACAAGCCCACUGCAUCGGAGCGUGCCCCCAAGGAUGCUGAGGAUUGCACUGGUCUGACACAACCUGUUAGCGUGAAUUCGGCUGUGGUGAGCGGUGCUCCCGUGAAGGGACACACCGAUUUUACGCCCGCUUCUGCCCAGGUGGCACACUUGCCAAAGCCCCCGAUGUCUGUGCAGCAGAAGACACAGAAUCACAUUCAACAGCCCCGCAAGUGAGGCGCAUCUCCUAACCUACUACCUACUACUUUGAUCUUUUGUUGAAAAUCCUCAAAUACAAAUGGUAUUGAAAUCGUCUUUGAAAGCGAUGUUAGUUAACACAAUCAUAUUUUUGCUACUGCAUUCCAACUGAAUUUAAAUUUUUUGCCAAUUUUAUACAUA
Messenger RNA from Drosophila subobscura, 561 nucleotides. Its product is annotated as death-associated protein 1. The record is from RefSeq and is a predicted model, not a curated record. Bases 109 to 399 code for a protein of 96 amino acids. Lineage: Eukaryota; Metazoa; Arthropoda; Insecta; Diptera; Drosophilidae. Gene Ontology annotation, molecular function: death domain binding. Gene Ontology annotation, biological process: cellular response to amino acid starvation; negative regulation of autophagy; apoptotic signaling pathway. The transcript is spliced from 4 exons.